AUAUGCCUCGUAACGAAGUUAUAUAUAACGAAAAAACGAACGCUGCCUGGAAGAAAGCGUUUGCACUUUUGAAUAGUAAUACACACCCAGGACUGAAUCAACAAGAAGAAUUUCUUUGUCAAAGAUUUCAAAAGGAGGCAUCACUGACCGAGCUUGAAAGGACGAGUUUAAUCAAUCAGCUUCAAUAUCGUUAUGAUCAACUUAGAGUCAAAGAAUCAGUCAAGACUCGAAUAUGUGAUCAUUGUCAUAUGCAGUGUAAUGCAAAACAUUACUGUGAAUUAUGCGUUCGAAAACAUUUAAGGGACAACUUUGGGAAUUGGUCUUCGGGAAACCAUAGGAUUGACAGGUUAAUUCAAGAAUGUCAACAGGGAGUUGCCAGUCCUAGUCACAUUGUCGAAUGGAUCGACUAUAAACAGUUGGAAGAUGUAUCGUAUUUGAAAGAGGGUGGAUGCUCUACAAUUUGUACUGCAACUCGGAAAGAUGGUUGUUAUUACCGAUGGAACAACGAAGCACAAACACUAGAAAGAAUCGGUCAACAAAAAGUUGUGCUAAAAAAGCUACAUAAUUCCGAAAACAUUGGUCGAGACUGGUUUCAAGAGGUUAAAUUGCAAUUCACACUUAGUGGUAUAGCGGGAUCGUUGGCCAAUUGUUACGGAUUAACCAAGGACCCACAGAGUAAAGAUUACAUGCUCGUUUUAUAUUCCUACGCCAAUGACCUAAGAAAACAUUCGGUAAAAAAUACCUCAACCAAAAUUUGGGUACAGAAAUGUUGGAUGGUUUUAUGUUUAGCCGGUGGUCUUUAUGAAAUCCAUAGGAAAAGAGUGGCGCAUGGAGGCUUACAUCCCGGAAAUAUUCUGUACAAUGCCACCGUUGACAGUUGGGUUAUCGGUGACAUGGGUUUUUGUGGCCCAAAAGACAAAUCACCGGAUAGCAUUUAUGGAGAUCUUCCGUAUAUUGCUCCGGAAGUUUUGUGUGGUGAACAACGCACAUUUAAGUCAGAUAUAUACAGCUUAGGAAUUUUAAUGUGGGAAAUUGCGACCGCGGAAACUCCAUUUGUGCAUAUGAGUUACGAUAAUGAUUUGGCUUUGGAGAUCGUAAAUGGUAUUCGUCCAAGGAUAUGUGAAAAUAUUCCAAAAGAAUAUGUUCGAAUAAUGAAGCGGUGCUGGGACGCUGAUCCUAAAAACAGACCGAAUGCAUUGAUAGUAAGAAAUAUGUUUGAUGAGUUGUAUGUGAAAUUGUAUAAAAAAUCCGUUCGAACGAGGUUUUUAAAACCGAUGAAAAUAGGCCAUUUGGUAAAAAGUACAUCAAAAAAAAAGGAUGAGCAAGAUUUACCCACCACAAAUCAUGGGCCCAAGAUGUACAGAAGUCAGACAAGACUAUACUCCUUUCAUAAUCUUCCUACACCAAGGAAUGCAACCUUAAAAGAGCAACGAGCGUUCGACUCGCGAUAUGAAACAUCGAUAUCAUCUGUACUCGCCUCGUGCAGGUUUAAUAAUUAG
Molecule: messenger RNA, 1499 nt
Organism: Acaulospora morrowiae
Lineage: Eukaryota; Fungi; Glomeromycota; Glomeromycetes; Diversisporales; Acaulosporaceae
Source: the annotation of a GenBank genome assembly